Messenger RNA from Fomitiporia mediterranea MF3/22, 789 nucleotides. RefSeq names its product DUF1264-domain-containing protein. The transcript has 9 exons. The coding region runs from base 1 to 720 and encodes 239 amino acids. The record is from RefSeq and is a predicted model, not a curated record. NCBI's taxonomy places the organism in Eukaryota, Fungi, Basidiomycota, Agaricomycetes, Hymenochaetales, Hymenochaetaceae.
AUGGUGGGUCGCAUGUCGGGUUCAGAGGUUAUAACGACCUCCGCAUCAGCCGCUUACCACACCGCACCAUUUGAUGCGGCGGGGACAGCCAUGAUGAGCUUCAAGCCCAUUAACGCUAUCCACCAGCACCUUUGUGCGUUUCAUGUCUACGCACAUGAUCGAACUCGUCAUGUUGAAGCACAUCAUUACUGCAAACACCUGACCCCUGAAUUCCAUCAAUGCAUCAUAUACGACUCGGAUGAUCCAAAUGCGAAACUUAUUGGGAUCGAGUAUAUCGUGUCUGAAAAGAUUUUUGAAUCGCUCCCCCAAGAAGAAAAGAAGUAUUGGCAUUCACACAAGUACGAAAUUGAAAGCGGCUUGCUACAAUUACAGGCUAAAGACCUCGUACCUGGCACUAUCGUGGACCUUGCGGAACAGCCUGCAAUGCUAGAGCUUCACAAAACUUACGGAAAGACGAUUCACACGUGGGCAAUUGACAAACACCCGGACCUUCCGCUGGGUCCCCCAAAUUUAAUGAUGUCAUAUACCGAUGACGGUCAACUGGAUCCAUCCUUGGUGAAGGACAGAGACGAGCGGUGUGGAAUGUCAACAGAGGGGAAGAAACAAUUACGGAAGGAGUACCUCCCGCCAUAUGAGACAUCAAAGGACGCAGAUUCUUGGGAGACUACUGGAAAGAGUAUUGUGCUUGAGCCUAUCGAGCAAGAAGUCAAGCGCGCAUAGUCAAGCACGUAGACUGACUUUGUAGCGCUGUAGGUUUACAUUGUAUAGUAGUAAUUCUUUUCUCGUAUG